Molecule: messenger RNA, 5479 nt
Organism: Molossus molossus (Pallas's mastiff bat)
Lineage: Eukaryota; Metazoa; Chordata; Mammalia; Chiroptera; Molossidae
Gene: WDR17
Product: WD repeat domain 17
Exons: 32
Coding region: 250-4173 (1307 amino acids)
Molecular function (GO): protein binding
Source: RefSeq, a predicted model, not a curated record
UGGGCUGGGAGGUCGCCUGCGGGGUGCUGGUGCUGGGCUCUUGGUGCCUCUGCCCCCAUGGGAAGAGCUCCCAUCUCAUGCUGAGGUUCUGCCACUUGGCCUGAGUGCAGAAAGGGGCAUAGUUACAUCUUACCCGAGUGAGUCCGGUGGUCUGACCAUCUUUCCUGUUCUGUGAUCUGAAGAAUGUUCACUGAAGGUGCGCCCCGUGAUGCUGAGCGGCCCCGCCCUUGAUUAACGUACGAACGGCCAAUGGCUUGGAUGACGUACAUUGCAAAUUGGUUUGAGCAAGAUGAUUGGUAUGAAGGACUGCAAAGAGCGAACAUGUCCCGGGUGCGGCAGGUGGGACUGCUGGCCGCCGGCUGCCAGCCGUGGAACAAGGACGUGUGCGCGGCCAGCGGAGAGCGGUUCGCCUACUGCGCCACCCUGGCCGUCUACGUCUACCAGUUGGAUCACCGUUACAAUGAAUUUAAACUCCACGCAAUUAUGUCUGAACAUAAAAAACCAAUCACAGCUCUGUCUUGGUGUCCACAUAACCCCGAUCUGUUUGCAAGUGGCAGCACCGAUAAUUCAGUGAUCAUUUGGAAUGUUGCAGAACAAAAAGUCAUUGCUAAACUCAACAAUGCAAAAGGCGCGCCCACCUCGCUCAGCUGGUGCUGGGACGCGGGUGGCGCUGUGGCGUUUGCUCCCCGGAGAGGCCCCCUGUUCAUCUGGACCAUUUCGGGACCGGACAGCGGCGUGACUGUGCACAGGGAUGCUCACAGCUUCAUGUCUGACGUCUGCACUUUCAGAUGGCACACCCAGAAAAAGGGCAAAGUCGCGUUCGGUCACAUGGAUGGAAGUCUGUCGAUUUUUCAGCCAGGUAAUAAAAAUCAGAGACAUGUCCUGAGGCCGGAGUCUCUGGAAGGGACAGAUGAGGAGGACCCGGUCACGGCCCUGGAAUGGGACCCUCUGUCCACUGAUUACCUCCUUGUGGCCCAUGUGCACCACGGGAUCCGGCUGCUCGACUCGGAAUCGCUUUACUGCAUAACAGCCUUCAGCCUGCCCAGUGCGGCGGCCUGUGUGCAGGGCCUGGCCUGGGUCCCCAGUGCGCCGGGGAUGUUCGUGACCGGAGAUUCUCAAGUUGGUGUUUUACGCAUUUGGAAUGUCUCAAGAACAACACCUAUUGAUAAUUUUAAGUUAAAGAAAACAGGAUUUCACUGCUUACAUGUACUUAACUCUCCUCCAAGAAGAAAAUUUUCCAUCCAGCCUCCAGCCCCAAAUCACUACACGUCCUCCACCAGCGAGGCGGUGCCCCCGCCCACUCUGGCCCAGAGCCAGGCCUUUUCCCUUCCUCCAGGCCAUGCCCUGUGCUGUUUCCUGGAUGGUGGUGUUGGACUUUACGACAUGGGAGCCAAGAAGUGGGAUUUUCUUCGGGACAUGGGACACGUGGAAACCAUCUUCGACUGCAAAUUCAAGCCCGACGACCCCAAUCUCUUAGCAACAGCUUCGUUUGACGGCACUAUCAAAGUCUGGGACGUAAACACACUGACCGCCGUGUCCACGUCCCCGGGGAAUGAAGGCGUCAUUUAUUCCCUCUCGUGGGCUCCAGGUGAUUUGAAUUGUAUUGCUGGAGCAACUUCCCAAAACGGUGCUUUCAUUUGGGAUAUUAAAAAGGGCAAAAUAGUACACCGAUUUAAUGAGCAUGGAAAGAAUGGAAUAUUCUGCAUUGCCUGGGGUCACAAAGAUUCCAGGAGAAUAGCGACCUGCAGCGGCGAUGGCUUCUGUAUUAUUCGAACAGUCAGUGGUAAAGUACUACACAGGUACAAACAUCCUGCUGCCGUGUUUGGUUGUGAUUGGAGCCAAAACAACAAAGACAUGAUAGCUACUGGCUGUGAAGACCGAAGUGUCCGUGUCUAUUAUGUAGCCACCAGCUCGGAUCAGCCACUGAAAGUGUUCAGUGGCCACACAGCCAAAGUGUUCCACGUGAGGUGGUCUCCCCUGCGGGAGGGGGUUCUCUGCAGUGGUUCUGAUGAUGGUUCUGUUCGAAUCUGGGAUUAUACUCAAGAUGCCUGCAUAAAUGUUCUCAGCGGACACACCGCCCCUGUGAGGGGGUUGAUGUGGAAUACCGAGAUCCCUUAUCUGCUCGUGUCGGGCAGCUGGGACUACACUGUGAAAGUAUGGGACACACGAGAAGGGACUUGCUUGGAUACUGUGUGUGAUCAUGGUGCAGAUGUAUACGGGUUAACUUGCCAUCCGAGCCGCCCCUUCACUAUGGCCUCGUGCUCCCGUGACUCCACAGUGAGGCUCUGGUCGCUGGCACCUUUGAUCAGUCCGCUGCAGAUCAGCAUUGUGGCAGGCAGACCUUGGAGAGAGAUCAUUGGGAACCCCGAUCACGCCAUACUCCCAGGCGCCCCUCCUGUCCUGUGUGGCAAAGUGUCGAGAGAGAUUAAACAAGAAAUAGAGAAGCUAGCUGGUGACCCUCGAGUGAAGAAGCUCAGAUGGUUUUCAGAGUGUUUGUCACCUCCAGGGGGCAGUGACAACUUGUGGAACUUGGUUGCAGUGAUCCAAGGACAGGAUGAUAGCUUACUUCCUCAGAACUACUGUAAAGGGAUCAUGCAUCUGAAACACCUGAUUAAAUUCAGAACGUCUGAAGCCCAAGAACUGACAACAGUCAAGAUGUCUAAAUUCGGUGGCGGCAUCGGUGUUCCUACCAAAGAGGAAAGACUGAAGGAAGCUGCCGAGAUGCACUUGAGAUUAGGACAGAUCCAGAGAUACUGCGAGCUCAUGGUUGAACUCGGAGAGUGGGACAAAGCCUUGUCGGUGGCCCCGGGGGUCUCUCUGAGGUACUGGAAGAAGUUGAUGCAGAGGAGAGCUGACCAGUUAAUCCAGGAAGAUAAGGAUGAUGUCAUUCCUUACUGCAUAGCCACUGGUGAUGUGAGAAAACUGGUCGACUUUUUUGUGUCUCGGGGUCAGCUCAAGGAAGCUCUGCUCAUCGCCCAGGCUGCUUGUGAGGGGAACAUGCAGACCUGCCAUGUUUCCACGCCCAGAGGACCUUCCUGUUCUGAUGACGUCUACAAGGACGAGUGUAACGAACUCCUGCACACAGUGAGCGGAGAGCUGGCGGAGCGGUACCUCCAGGACGGCCGGGCGAUGCUCGCCGCGUGUUGCCACCUGGCUGCAGACGACAUCGAGCUGGCGAUGGCGUCCCUGAUCCGCGGGAACGAGCUGGAGUUGGCCAUCUGCGUGGGCACUGUCCUGGGGGAGUCGGCGACACCAGCCACCCACUACGCCCUGGAAUUACUGGCGAGAAAAUGCAUGAUGAUUCCAAUAUGGGACUUGGCGGCGGACCUGCUCCUGAUGAUGCGGGACAACGAGCUGCAGCUGGUGAAGCUGUGUGCCUUCCGCCCGGGCUGCCUGGAGGAGAGGGACGAGCUCCGAGAGAAGUGCAAGCUGCCCACCGCGGAGCAAAGCGAGCGGCUGGCCGGGGCGGCGCAGGCCGGCGGCUCCACGCUGGAGGCGGUCAAGUACUACUUGUUAAGUCGAGAGCCGGAGAGAGCCCUUCCCAUUGGCAUCGACUUCGUCAAAGAAUACAUCAGUAGUUCAGAUUGGACUUUGGAUACCAUUUAUCCCAUUCUUGACCUACUGAGUUAUAUAUGUACUGAAAAAUUGCUCCUACAUACAUGUACGAAAGCUCGGAAUGAGUUGCUCAUACUGUGUGGUUACGUUGGCGCCUUGCUCGCCAUCAGAAGACAGUACGAAAGCAUUGUCCCCGCGCUGUACGAGUACACAAGUCAGCUCUUAAAGCGCCGGCAUGUGUCCGUGCCUUUGACGAUCGGACGGCUCUCCGAGGAGCUGGAUGCGUGGAGAGCGUGCACGCAGCCCGCCAGCCAAUCAUCAGAAGACUCUUCAUAUACACCCCCGUCUGAGUCCCAAAGAAUGGUUUAUGCGGCUUUACUGGAGAGACUAAAAGAAGAACCAGUUCGAGGACUUACUGGACCAGAUUAUGUGACUGGAUCCCGGCUUCCCAGUCAUUCCGAUGUUCACGUCUCCUGUCUUACGGGAUUAAAAAUCCAGGGCCCUGUGUAUUUCCUUGAAGAUGGGAAAUCCGUGAUCUCAAUGAACGAUGCUUUGAUGUGGGCAAAGGUGAAUCCUUUCUCACCUUUAGGGACUGGAAUUCGACUCAACCCGUUCUGAUAGAGAGGUUUUCUCCAGGCUGAGUUGUUUCUGAAAGACCUUUUGUUGGUCCCAAAAUUCUAAUAAAUACUGCAGUUAAAGCCAGAUGUGACCUAGUUCACUGCUAAGAUGAACAUCAGUCUUGUCCCGAACGCUCCACUCAGAGAACACCGCUUCCACAGAUCACUGGGAGUGGAGGGCUGAGCUGUCCGUCGGGGUUGUUACCCCACCCGGAAACCUGGAGACGUCACUGCAUUGGACGGUGCAGAAGGAACAUUCUCCACUUGUAAGAAACGAUGACGACGAUAAACCCCCACUUUAGUAUAAAAGAGAAAGGGGGCUCACUCCCAAUGGUGAACGGGGUGUCACGGAGGUCCCGCCGCCCUGCUCAGCACUCUGCCACUCGGGUGCAGGUGCUGUUCCUUCCGAGGUCACUGCAGCCUGGACAGCUCAUUGCCUCCUUCUGUCCAAGAGCCUGUUGUGCACAACAGGCCUUCCCGAGGUUCGCCGCAGCGGUGGCUGCUGUGGACACAGCCCAGCCUCCAGAGGUUCUUGAAAUUAACCAUAGCUGCUGCCUUCACUUAUUAUUUAUUCUCCACGGAAUGAAGCUUACAGACCAUCUCAUCUUUCUACAGCCCUUCAUAGGUCCCAGGGGAGUCUGGGGACUUGCCACAGGCCACGGGGGAUUCGCUUUUUCAGGAGGUCCAGCCUAGAGUCAAGAGGAUGGAGAAACGCAUUUGACUCUAUCCAAACCUAGUCCUUUUCUCUGGAUCUAAAGCCCCUUCCUAAGGAGCCUUGUUCUCGGGUGGAAGGUUCCCGCAGUCUCCUGGAGAUCCGCCCUGGGAGAAGGCAAGGCAGCCAGCAAAAACCCAUAGCUGGAGAAGGUGUACAUUCGGGCUAAAUCCUUGACCUCAGGAAAAAACAGAUUCUAAACACAUUCCUAAGAAGGCAUCUAUUUCAUCAGGACUCUCUUUAAGUCCUUUUACUAAAUAUGAUCUACUCAAAACUGUAAAGUUAAUCAAGGAAGUCUCUGGAGGUGGAAAUUCUAAUAAAACUGUGUAAGCCUUCAAAAAUGCAGAGAAAGUGAUAGAGUUUAGCUGGAAAUUGACAGACAUACCAUGAGAGUCACCAUUAGUCAUAUUCAUCUUGGAAGUCAAAGGAGACUGUUAAUGAACUAGUAUAAGAAUGAGUAAUUCCAGUUGACAGAAAUGUUCAAAAUAUAACAAAAUUACCAAAAAUAUAUGAAAGAUAAUCAGCCUUUCAGGAUUGCUGUCUCAGCGGGAUCGGUGCAACACAAUGAAACUACAAGCAUGCGCUGCUUGGAGUG